AUGGACCAAGGCAAUGCGUUCCCAUCUUGUGACGUGGACCAUGACCCUCGAGAGCUGCAGCAUCCCACAGCAUCUCUGCGACUGCAGGGAACCGUGCUGGUGGGAGCUGUUGGGGAAGGGGUGAGCUGUUUUGGCUACCCCUUGAGCAUCUUCUUCAUCGUCGUCAAUGAGUUCUGCGAGCGGUUCUCCUACUAUGGCAUGCGAGCGGUGCUUGUUUUGUAUUUCAAAUAUUUUCUGCAAUGGGAUGACAACUUGUCUACAGCCAUCUACCACACGUUUGUUGCUCUGUGCUACUUGACACCGAUCCUCGGAGCGCUCAUUGCGGACUCUUGGCUGGGAAAAUUUAAGACCAUUGUCUCCCUAUCGAUUGUCUAUACGAUUGGGCAGGCAGUCAUGUCUGUGAGCUCCAUAAAUGACCUGACGGAUCACAACCGGGAUGGCUUUCCUGAUAAUGUAUCGGUGCACAUUGCUCUGUCCAUGAUUGGCUUGAUCCUCAUUGCACUUGGUACUGGUGGGAUCAAACCUUGUGUGUCAGCGUUUGGUGGAGAUCAGUUUGAAGAUGAUCAGGAAAAACAAAGAAGUAGAUUCUUCUCCAUCUUUUAUUUGUCCAUUAAUGCUGGAAGUCUCCUAUCUACUAUAAUCACCCCAAUUCUCAGAGCUCAAGAGUGCGGCAUUCACAGCAAACAGCGAUGUUACCCACUAGCUUUUGGAGUUCCUGCUGCCCUCAUGGCUGUCUCCUUGGUUGUGUUUGUAGUUGGAAGUGGAAUGUACAAGAAAGUUCAACCUCAAGGAAAUAUAAUGAUUCAAGUUUCCAAAUGCAUUGGAUUUGCCAUCAAAAACAGGUUUCGGCAUCGCAGCAAGCAGUUCCCCAAGAGAGAGCACUGGCUAGAUUGGGCGAGCGAGAAGUAUGAUAAACGACUGAUUGCUCAGACUAAGAUGGUGUUGAAGGUGCUUUUCCUUUACAUCCCUCUUCCCAUGUUCUGGGCACUUUUUGACCAGCAGGGGUCAAGAUGGACACUGCAAGCCACGACAAUGGAUGGGAAUUUUGGAGCUAUUCAGAUUCAGCCAGACCAAAUGCAGACUGUGAAUCCAAUCCUGAUUAUUAUAAUGGUCCCAGUUGUAGAUGCUGUGAUUUAUCCUUUAAUCAAGAAAUGCAAGAUCAAUUUUACGCCCCUGAGGAAGAUCACUGUCGGUAUGUUCCUUGCAUCUUUGGCUUUUGUUGCUGCUGCCCUUGUGCAAGUGCAGAUAGAUAAAACUCUUCCAGUUUUCCCUGCAGCUGGGCAAUCCCAAAUAAAAAUUAUAAAUCUAGGUACUAAUAAUGCAACAGUUGGGUUUGAAUCUCAACUUAACAGUGUGAAUGUAAUGUCUAUGGAAUGGACGGACUACAUGACAUUUGAGACUUCUCAGUUGCGAUCAUUAACCAUAACUUAUGGAAAUAUACCUAUAACGAAACCUGUCACGUUGUCAGAGAAAAGCCGUUACACUCUUGGAAUUAAAAAUAACAUGGUGGACGUUGCUGCUGAAUUGCUGUCUGAUGAGGUCACAUCAAAACCAGAAGAAGGGAAUAAUCUCAUCAGGUUCAUAAACAAUUUGCCUGAUGAUAUCAAUGUCACUAUGGGUGGCACUUAUUUUGGAAUACUGAAGCCUCUUUCUGCCAGUAAUUAUAGCCUCUUUCCAGGAGGAAGAAAAGAUGAGAUUAUGGCUUUUAAAAAUUCAGUCCCCUGUUCAAUUACUUCAAAGGCAUUUGGAUUUGGCAGUGCCAAUACGAUUGUAAUUAAUGGGUGUUCUGGAGACGUUCUUGAUGUAUUGUAUUCUGAAGAUAUCCCACCCAAUACAGUCCAUAUGGCUUGGCAGAUCCCUCAGUAUUUUAUUCUUACAUGUGCAGAAGUAGUUUUCUCUGUCACUGGGCUGGAGUUUUCAUACUCACAGGCCCCAUCUAAUAUGAAGGCAGUGCUGCAGGCAGGAUGGUUGCUGACGGUGGCUGUCGGUAAUAUAAUUGUCCUUAUCGUGGCUGGAGCAUCCAAACUCAGCCAGCAGUGGGCAGAGUACGUGCUGUUUGCUGCUUUGCUGUUGGCAGUUUGCAUCAUUUUUGCUGUCAUGGCUUAUUUUUAUACCUAUAUUGAUCCAAACGAGAUUGAAGCCCAACUUGACGAGGAAGAAAAGAAAAAAGUCAAAAAGGAUCAAGAUGUCUAUGAAAAGCAAGUUGAAGAGGACUCUCGGAUGUAA
This is a messenger RNA of Balearica regulorum gibbericeps (East African grey crowned-crane), 2226 nucleotides long. The record is from RefSeq and is a predicted model, not a curated record. Lineage: Eukaryota; Metazoa; Chordata; Aves; Gruiformes; Gruidae.